This is a messenger RNA of Triplophysa dalaica, 1589 nucleotides long. RefSeq names its product CD48 antigen-like. The transcript has 6 exons. NCBI's taxonomy places the organism in Eukaryota, Metazoa, Chordata, Actinopteri, Cypriniformes, Nemacheilidae. The record is from RefSeq and is a predicted model, not a curated record. The coding region runs from base 44 to 910 and encodes 288 amino acids.
CUAUUUAUUUUUUGCUGUAAAAGCUUUUUCUGAAUGUGACGUAAUGUUCUUCUGUUUGUGUUUGUGGAGUCUGUUUGGUGUGUUUGGUUGUGUGUCUGUGUCAGUGACUGAAGGAGAUUGUGUUACUUUGUUUGUGAAUCUGACUGAAUCACAGAUGAAGAAGGGAAUCUCCUGGAAGUUUGGAGCUGAAGAAAGUCUCAUUGCUGAUAACAAGAGUGGACACAUCACUAUAUCUGAUGAUAAACCUGAUAAAAGAUUCAAAGACAAACUAAAACUAAACAAACAUACUGGAGAUCUGACUAUCACAAACACCAGCAUCACACACACUGGACUUUAUCAAAUGACCAACAUCAAGACAGACCAACGACUCACCACAGUCACUCUUACCGUCUAUGCUCGUCUGCCUCUUCCUGUUAUCUCGAGAGUUUCAUCAUUAUCAGGAAGCUUUAACUGUUCUGUGUUGUGUUCAUUGAUGAACGUGUCACAUGUGAGUCUCUCCUGGUACAAAGGAAAGAGUUUAUUGUCCAGCAUCAGUGUGUCUGAACACAGUAACAUCAACAUCUCUCUUCAUCUGGAGUGUCUGGAUGAUUCUUACACAUGUGUAGUGAACAAUCCCAUCACAAACCAGACUCAACAUCUCAACACUGAUGACUGUCACAAGUGUUCAGAACCGAGUCUCUCCUUCAGUCGUUCAGUUCCUCUCUCUUGUGCUGUUGUUAUUUCUUUGAUGUGUGUUGCCGCACUUCUGAUCGUCUACAUCUACAGGAAACACAGACAAAGAGAUCAACAUGAUCACACCAGCGAGCAGGAGAUCACAUACGCAGAGCCAACAUUCUGCAAUAGACAAACAAACACAACGAUAUCUGCAGUGGAGGAUGAUAUGGUGUAUGCUGGAGUCAUGACAAGAUGAUCAAACUCUGUUAUUGGACUUCCACGUUACAGUUGAUAUCUCUAUGAAACCGGGUGGUGAAUAGCCUUAAAGUUUUCUUGCAAGUUUAUUUUGCAAUAUCCUAAACAUAAAACAGUUCUGUAUGUGGACAGUGCAGUUCAUGUGCUAAAACAUAUAAUAUAAGUUAGGUUAUGUCGUGGUAUGAUGUCCGUGCAUAUAUGACGUCAUACCAGGUGCUGUAAACCUGUUCCGUUUGUGUUUAACAACAUUAUACAUUUCAGUUUACGAAUAUAUUAUUUAAAAUAUUUAUCAUUUGUUUGUUUAAAAGACAGAGUAUACAAGGAUUUAUGCAUGCUGAUUUUGAACCGUGCAACUGAGGUCUAUGUAAGGUUCUCACUGCCUUAUGUGGUGAUUGAUUGAGGAGGUCAUCAUUAUGUGUUUUUGCUUUGUUUUCAUCACAAUGUUUCAAAGUUGCACAUGGGUAUCUUUGUACAGUAGCCCCACUGCCAUAUUUAUGACGUUUUCUUUUUGACAUUUAAAAAUGUACUAUCGUCAAGCCGGGCUUGUCGUAUUUUUGUGUUUUUGAAACUUGUAUAAGACAGGUUGUGUUUUUCUUUGAUUGGUAAAACCACAUUUUGUGGGUCAAGAAACUGCUUUUUUGUAUUGUUUUUUGUCCAGAGCUGUGUGUUCUAAAAACACG